AUGGCUCCAGCUACAUCGCUUUCCAACCUCAGACGAGUCGAGCACACCCCAAAGCCUGAUGUCCAACUCGUCCAAUCGAUCGAAAACAAGCUACGUGCACGCGUGUUUGCUGCUCGUAUACGUGUUUCGCCAUUAUUCGCAGACUUUGACAAACUGAGAUCUGGGUUUGUCACCGUCUCGCAAUUUCGACGUGCUUUGGGUGCAAUCAUGGAUCGUGGCGUCGUAAGCCCCUUGAUGGAAAGCGAGUACACUGCUCUAGCUCGUUUCUAUGAUGCGAAGGGUGAUGGGACUGUCAAGUGGACUACUUUUGUUGAUAGCAUUGAUAGAGUGUUUGGUGCUAAACGUCUGGAUCAAACACCUACGCAGGCAAUCCCACCAAUCGACGAAGUCGUUGGACCUGUUCGACCUCCUCUAUCCCCUCAUUCUGAGAGUGUCUUGCACGAGAUUAUUGAACGAAUCCGUUCAUACUGCAAGCACCAUGGAUGUGACGUAAAGUCCUUCUUCAAAGACUUUGACAAGCACCACAACGGCUACGUAACUUACAAUCAAAUGCUACGUGGAAUCCCACCAAAUCUCCUCUCAAUGGAAGAAGAAGACCUCCUUAUCUCGCAAUACAGCGACGAAGUACUAGAAGAAUGCAACUAUUUCAAACUCGUGAAUGAUGUAAACCGCAAGACUCGUCGUCCAAGACCAGAUCACGCAACCCUUGUUGCCAGACUAGUAGAUAAUUCCGAACACAUCCCUGUCGGAACUGAAGAGAUCUUCACCGAAAAACACGAUCAGGGCAAAAUCACGACGGAUGAAGUCGAAUCUCAAAUCAAGAAGUGCGUUUAUCAGGAACGCAUUCGGUUGAUUGAUUUCUUUAGAGAUUUUGACCGAUUGAAUUCGGGGACUGUGACGGAAGCUCAGUUUAGAGCUGGAUUAAGACAGAGUGAAAUUCCGCUGGAACAGCAGGAUAUUUCCCCUCUUUUGGGAAGAUAUGGCGAUAGUGAGGGUCGAGUGUGGUAUCGAAAGUUCUGCUCAUCGAUUGAAACAGUAUUCACCAACCCUGAUAUCGAAAGCAACCCAUUGUUGAAUGUAACACCACCAUCUAGAGACUUCUUACUGAAGGGCUGCAACGAACUCCAACCCGAAGAGGAAGCCCGUUUCCAAGUCAUCAUCACCCGUUUCCGUGCUCUCGUCCAUGAGAUGAACAUGAAUCUCAUCCCCUUCUUCAAAGACUUUGACAAGUCUUUGGGAUCUGUCGGUCGAGUCACUCGAUCCCACUUUUCACGACUCUUGUCCACCAUGAGAAUGGAUGUUUCCGACGAAGAUUUGCACAUUCUCUUGAAAAAGUAUGAGGAUCGUGGACGCAACAAGGUUAAUUAUAUGGAGUUUGUUAAGAAUGUUGAUCCUGAUGCUUACAAGCACCCAAAAGCUCGCCAAAUGAAGAGCGGACCAUCAUACACCUCAUUCGUAAAACCUGAAGUCACAGCUGACCAACCAACUUCAGCAUUCAAGACCUUGUUUGAUCGCGUUCUUCAACAAGUCGCACUCAAACGAAUCCGAAUCAGUGACUUGUUUAGUGACUUUGAUAAAUUACGAUCGGGCUCCAUUCCACGAGACGAAUUCAUUCGAGGAGUGAAUUCUUUGGCAUUGGACUUCACCAUGGAUGAAUACGAGUCUAUUGCUGAUCACUAUGUCGAUGAUACACGAGUUCGUAGUUGUCGCUGGAAGAAAUUUGAAGAGGAUGUUGAUUUAGAAUUUGGAGAUAGAGAUUUAGAAUCUCGACCAACAGCCCCUCCCAAACACACCACAGUUUCAACCAAUUCUGGCAUCACAAAGGCCAACCUGACAGACGAUGAAGAAAAGAUGCUUCACAAGAUCUUGGAACAAAUGGGAUCUCACUUGCAAUUAAGAGGUGGUUUGUCUCUACGAACAUUCAGAGAUUUCGAUAAGCUAUGCACAGGCUUCGUAUCCCACACACAAUUCCGUCAAGUGCUAUCUGGACUAAAGAUCAACUUGACCGAAGACGAGUACAAUGUGCUAUGCAAGAAAUGGAUGGGAGAGGCUGAUAACAAGGAACGAGUUUGGUAUGUUGGGUUUGCCAACGAGCUAUUAAAGAACGAAAGGGCAUAA
Messenger RNA from Synchytrium microbalum, 2118 nucleotides. RefSeq lists its product as uncharacterized. The transcript has 10 exons. Gene Ontology annotation, molecular function: calcium ion binding. Bases 1 to 2118 code for a protein of 705 amino acids. NCBI's taxonomy places the organism in Eukaryota, Fungi, Chytridiomycota, Chytridiomycetes, Synchytriales, Synchytriaceae. The record is from RefSeq and is a predicted model, not a curated record.